Molecule: messenger RNA, 7644 nt
Organism: Stylonychia lemnae
Lineage: Eukaryota; Ciliophora; Spirotrichea; Sporadotrichida; Oxytrichidae
Source: the annotation of a GenBank genome assembly
AUGGUGCCUACGUAUGAAACAGAAUACACUUUACUCUCAUGCUUGGCUCUAUUUAUUCUAUCAUUAUUAUUCUUGCAAACUAGGAAAAACGAAGAAGAGGAAUCAUUAGGCUAGAAUUUUAAAUCGUAGCGUCUUGCGGAUCCUAUUGAGUAAGUUGAAAAUAUGAGAAACUACCAAAUCUAAAGAGCUGUCUAAAUCAUUAAGGACUAUAAGUUUAAGAGUGCUAUGAAUGUCUAGCUAGAAUUGUUAACUCUUGCAUCAGUUUCAUCAAUAACUUGCACUAUAUUAGUUAUACCCUAUGCCAUUUUAUUUUUGAUUCUCUGCUUGAUAAUGGCUUUUAAUAAAUCUCAAAAAGCAUUACUGUCAGCUUCUAGGAGAAUAAAUUUGGUACUAGUUUCCCUCCUAAUUGUUGAUCUAACUGUCAAGUAUUUUAUGAAAGGUGGAAAUUUUGCACAAGAAGCGAAAGAGCAGCGAUUAUUUAACUAGGUUGUUGGGUUACUCUCAAGUCAACCCACAUAUUAUGAAUUCUACAUCAAAAUCUUCUUAUUUUUGAUAGAGUGCUCAAAGAUACAAUAUAGUCAUGACUAUUAAAAAACUCUCGAUAGUAUAAAAGUUAUUCAUGGAGAGAAACCAGAAUUGAAAAGAUUAUUCAAGAAAAGAGCAUCCUUCACCUACAGAAUAUUCAAACCAAUAUCAAUUUUUGUGUUUUGCUCUAUAGCUCUAAUAUUUUGUCUUCUUCAUCCAGCUAUCAUAUUUCUAACGUUACUACCUCUCAUCAUAUAUGGUUAUUUUAUGGAACAGCAAGAAUUUUGUGGAGUUUCAAGAGCUUUGAUGGUAAUUUUAAAUUACUUUAUGCUCAUGCUUAUGGCGUUUUUCGGUCACUAUGUAUAAAAGAAAUAGAAGUAAGUGAGCUAACCAAGUAGAUAAAGUUCCAGAAUAGCAUAUAUGGCUAAAAAUGGAUAUGAUGAGGAUAUGCUAACUAUCCCUGAUGAUGUUUCAGAGGCCAAAUCUAAAAUAAGUUUCAAGACUAACACAUUUUAUCAAAAUUAUGGAACUUCAUCUGAAAUGAGUUAUAUGUAAAGCUAAAAAUUGAAAUAUGGAGACAACCCUAUUGCAAUCUUAGAGGAUAAGAAAGAAGAAGAUUAGGAAGAUGAACUUUUUUCUCAGUCAACUUAAAAUAAGAAAACUAAUCGCCUAGGUAGAACUUAAACAUAUAUGAAUAGAGAGAGGCCAGAAGGCAUAGAUGUAAACAGAGAUGAGACUUUUAGAGGAACAUUGAGAAGAGUACUUUUCAAGGUCUACUUGAAAUUAGUCUACUUUUUUGACAGGCUUUUAGACUUCCUGAUUAUCCAUUCAGCCAAAUUCGCUCUAAUUGCCAUAUUCAUGAUUUCUGUGGGCAAACCAAACUUGUUUAAUGCAGGCCUGUUCUUGAUAUUUUUGUUCAUGACCAUUGCAAGCUAUAGAAAUGUGUAAAAAUACUGGGUUGCUACAAUAAUAUACACUAGCAUGAUUAUUAUUUGUCUCUAUGUAAUUGAUGUAUUCAGACCUGAGGAAGUAUUAAAAUUAGAAGAUUCAACGUUAACUGUGAUUGGUCUGGCUCUAUCUAAAAGUUCUGAAUUUCUGCUGAUUAAGCAUUUGCCUUAUUUAGCCCUACUAGCCAUACUAAUUAUCGCUCACUAUAUCCUUCACUCAUAAAGAUAUGAAGAUUUCUUAUCAAUGUACAAUAUGUUUGAGAUGAGAGAGGAACUUAGAGAUGAGGAUGAGAAGCCUUUAUUGAACAAUAGAUAAAAAGAAACAUAAAUUGGUUUAUCUGAUUUCUUGACUAAACUCAUCAUAAAGUACUCGCUUUACAUACUAGUAAUUGCACUAUUUGUUGAAUGUGUUAUUCUCCCUGUGUCUGUACUGAACUUUGUCUUACUAAUUCUGAUGUCAUCAAUUGUAAUGAAGUAUCUAAAGUCAGAAUCAAGCAUCUAACUUUAUCAAAGACUAAGGAAUACUCUGAUUGCUCUAAAAUGGAUAUCCUUGAUUUUUAUCUUCCUAAAGUACACUUUCUAGUUCGAGGAUUAUGCCUAUAAUCUUGCGCAGUAGUCUAAUAUGGCUAAGGGAUAAAAUAGUUAGUACUAUGAGCACUUGCCACUUAUUGAGAAACUGUUUGGAAUAGAGAAUACAAAUGUAGCUGUUAAGCUCUUCAGUUUGGCUUUAGUCAUGUCUAUUUCAAACCUUCAACUAAAAUACCUAGAAUACAGAUACUUGGCAGACAUCUUAAGAGAGGAGGACUCUGAAUGGGACAGACUUAAAUUCAUGGAUGUAAAAAGUGUGUAGUCAAGAUUUAAACUAUACUUUCAUCACUUCAAAGUCUACCUUUACUUUCUUAGCUAUUACAUUCUGCUUCCUAUGCCAAUAUUCUUUAUGAUUAAAUACUCUAUAAACUACAUAUCGGCUAUUGGAUUCUUAAUAUUCACAGCAUCUAUAAUACUCAUGUAUCAACAAAGUUCUGAAUUCUGGAGAUAUGUACACAUUAGAAUCGGCUCCUUUGCUUCAAUUUCAAUUUUGAUUACUUAUGGACUUCAGUUUAUUUUCCUAAAUAUAGAUAUUAAGAAAGAAUUCGUUGAAUGGCUUGGAGUGGAAAAAUAGGAUGAGAAAGUUAGUGUUGUCUACGGUUAAUUAAUCCCGCUCUUUGAAAUUCUCAUUAUAUGUGCUCUUUAGAAAGAAUCCAAGAAAACAGAGUCGCUAUUUAGACUUACAUCUCCAUUAAGUUAAGAAAAUUAGGACUCUGAUAAAGAAGAUAAAAGUGGAGAUGAUAGCAAUGAAAGUAGCUUUGAGAAAUAGCAGCAGGAGAAAGAAAAAAGAGAAAUUGAAGAAGCAUUGAGGAUAUUUGAAGCGCCCAUAAGAAACUGCAUAAAUAUCCGCGACAACUAUCUCAAGAUUUUCUUCUUCACUUAUGGCUACAUCAUCAUGAUUUUCAUUUCUUUAGUAGUGGUACUAUAUAAACUCAACUUAACUUCUAUCUUUUAUCUAACAACUAUUAUGGUCAUCCUAAAGCAGAGAUAUUACCCUCUCAGAUUUUAAUUCAACUUGGAAUAGAAUGAUAAGAAGAAGAAUGUGUCCCUAAUCACUAGAGUUUACUUGGUGGUAAUCUCGUUCACAAUGAUUGCUCAAUACUUCAUGAUGAUUGGUCCUGCCUAUAAGUUUGAUUAUACCUCAUGGAAGAAGCGAGUUACAUCCAAGCUAUGUAUUAUCAAGAGUAAGGAGUGCUAUAAUGAAUGGUAAGAAUGGCUAUCUAUUUCUAAUUUGCCUGACUCAUAUAUUUUGAUGGACUUUUGGAUUUUGCUGUCAGCUUAUGUGGUAUUCUUUUAUUUGAAUGAUCAGAUAACUCUAAGUCCUCAAUAAAUUCUUAAAUGGCCUAAAAUAUAUGAUGAAAACGACUUCCUCAGCCAUAGAUAACUUAAUAAGUUCAAUACAAUGGUACAGUACAUUAUCUUCAAUGGAUUCCCUUACAUUAUGAUUUCGUAUCUGAUGAUCUUUGCUGCUACCUAUCAUGAAAGUGGUAUGAGUGAUUUGCUUUCAGCUGGAUAUCUGUUUAUAGCGAUGUAUUACAUCACAAAUUUUAGAAAGCUCUACACUAAAAACCAUCAAAUGCUUAGAUUCAUUAGAGGCUAUAAUUUCUUUAUGAUGUUUACAGUCAUUCUCUUUUAAGCCCCAGUAUUUCUCUGUCCUUCUAUAGACUCACUUAAGAAUGGCCUUCAUUUUAUUCCCAGAAAUAAGUGUGAAGCAUCGGGAAACAUUAAUCAAGAGGAAUUCACUGACCUCAAUUCAUACUUUGGAAUGUAUAUUGUCUUUACCCAGAGUCUUGGUCUAGUUAAAAUCAACAAAAUUCAAUAUGAUUUAAUUCUCAUGAUAAUACUGACUGAGAUUCAAAACCAUCUUUUCCAUCACCCAUACUUUUAGAUAUAUGUGACUGAGCAUAUGAAAGUUGAAAAGGAAACAGAUGGAAAGCUUAGAGCCUUUAUCUUUGUUGAGUAAACUCAUUUGAGUAAGCUAUGGUCAUAUAAAGCAAUAAAAUAAGAGAUUAAGAUUCUUCAUUAGAGGUUGAUAAGAAUUAACAAUACUAUCAGAAAUAAAGAAUAUUCAAAGCAUUUAAUAUUAGAAGGAGAAGACUUAGAUGAUAUGAAUGAAAACCAAUUAUUACUUAAUGAUGGAAGGUCUAGUGAAAAUGAUAUAAUUCUUCAGACUGCACUAUCUAAGACUUUAGGAUAAUAGCUUAAAACUAUUUCAGAAGAUAAAUCUGCUGUUGAUUAAGAAAGUCUAAAGACAGUUGUAGAUGAGAUUGUUGAUGAGUAUUAAUCACAUAUUGAAGAUCUGUUAUUGAUACUUCUUUCUUAGCCAGACACACCAGUGAUUCCUCUCAAGUACUUUAUCGAGUCUUUUAGAAAUCAUUUACUGGUCAAUCAAGAACUAGUAGAAGCAAUAUAGGUAUAAGGUGAGUCUGAAACGGUGAAAAAUAUGAUUGAAAAAGAGCUACUUUCGAUCCUCAAAGUCAUAUAGAGGUAAAUUCAUUAGAAACAUAGAAUCGACCUUUUCUAUAAAGAAGGAGUUGGUCUUAAUUUCGCCAUUUAGAAAGGUUCUUACUAGUAUCUUGAUCAGAGUGAUUACUCCUUCUAUAAGCACUUGAUUCUUUCAGAGAAGCAAUCAUAAAACUCACAAGAUUUUGAAAAGUUCGAAUUACUCGAGAGCUAUGAGGAAAUAAUCAUGAUUCAAGACUAGUUUAAAGAGGUUGAAAGCAAGUCCUCUACAUUCUUUUUGAGAUUCAAUUUCUAUCUCAGAUCCUAUCUAUGGAGAACAUUCAUUAACAAGCAACUCUUCUAUUCACUUACAUAAAAGAGCACUCAACAGAUAUCUUUGUAUAAAAUGCCUAUACUAAGGCUGCUCAGUAACUGUAUUCUCUCACAGUCUUUAAACAUUAGUUAUCUGGUUCUGUUUAUCAAUUUCAUAUUGAGUCCAAACAUCAUUUCACUUCUGCCAGCUCUUUCAGCUCUACUUUAUGCAUUGUUAGAUUUCCCAGUAGCUAGUAUCAAGUACUGGAAAGUACUCACGGGAUAUAUGCUUAUUGCAUUAGCACUUAAAUUUAUUUACUAAUUACCAAUAUUUUGCGGAAGUCCAGCUUUCAGUUUAUAUUCCUCUUAAGGAUGUUCAGUUCAACCAGUUAUUCCAGAAGUGCUUUUAGGAAGGAUAGAUUACAUCAUUGGUAUUCAUAAAUUUGCCGGACCCUACGCAUUCCCUAAAGACUAAGGCAUACUUAGUGGAAUCAUUGGAGAUCUCUUAGUUUUGAUUACUUUACUUAUUCUGAAGAACUACCUGAUAAAGAUUGGCAUGUGGCACUAUGUAAAGACUAAGAACAACAUCUAUCAAAGUCCAGCUUUCAAGUGUAAAGUUGAUGAACUCACUGAUUUUGAAAGAUUAAAUCUUAUCAAAAGAGAAAAUUUCGAGAUAUAUGAAUAUGAUCAGUAAAGCUUUUUAGGCAAGGUCUAAAUCAAGCUCAAGUAUGCUUAUAAACAAGCGAGAAAUUUCGCUCUUAAAUUAAUGCCUACCUACUUAUCACCCUAACAAAGAAAUUUGAAUAUAAGGACUCAAGUUGAGUUGCCCUAUGUACUGCACACUGCUAAAUAAGUUAAGCCAGGGAAAGAUUAUUUCUCAGCGAAUUUCUUCUCAUUACUACUCAUCUUGGUUUACAAUUUAUUCUGGUAUAGAAGUGUUACUGGAGAACAAUAGGCUGGUGCUGCUCUGUCUGCUGCUAAUCUUCAAAGAUUUUCUACAGCCCAAGUUUCUCUUUUCUUCUUAAUACUGGUUCUAAUGAUGGCUGAGAGAAUGCUAUUCAGAGUAAGAUACUUUGAUAACUAGUCAAUGAAUGCCUAAUCUGGAAUCCUUGGAAAGCAUCAGCUGACUAUCAAAGUUAUAAUACAUGUUAUCUUAGUGAUUUCAGUACAUAUUCAUUUGGGCUUCGUUAUCCCUCGUCAUAAUCUUAAUACUAUGUCUAAGAUGCAGCCUCUAGUCAUUAGUUACAUUCUAUGGGUAAUGUACUUCAUCUCAUCCGCUCUCUAAAUUAGACAUGGUUAUCCUUAGGCUCCAUUUAAACCUCCUUUCACAAGAGACACCUCUUUCUUCAAAGUCUAAGCAUUCAGAAUAUACAAAGCGAUACCUUUCUUGUGGGAGAUGAAAGUUAUAACUGACUGGACUGUGACAGCCACAUGUCUAGACCUUUAUUAAUGGUUUAAACUAGAUGAUGCAUUUAAUUAUCUUUACCAGAACUAGUAGCAAAAUGAUGAUAGAAGAAGGAGAGAAGAAUACAGCCAGAGAUCUUGGGUUGAAAAGUUCUUUUACGGAUUUUGCUUUGCUCUUGGCCUAAUUUUAGUAAUCCUCGCUCCAAUUUUGCUAUUCUCUGGAAUCAAUCCAAUUAUGGUCAAGAAUCCAGUACUAGGAGGCUAGCUUUAGAUAUCAUUUGAAUUGAACAAGAAUGGAAAUACCUACAGAAUUUUGACAAGUUAAGCAUUCAAUAUUGAAUAACUGUAAGAAUCAGAAGUAGAUAGUAUUGCCUAACUCUUUACACCGAGCAAUGCUAAGUAUACUGCUGCUGAUAUGCAGAAGAUGAAUUUCAGUCCUUAUUCUGAGACUGAAUGGUCUAUUUCACCUCCAAGUCUCAUAAAGUUCAUUGAAGAUUUUAGGAAUCUAGAAAAUGAUGAAUCGGCUUUUGUAGAAGUCAAAAGUAGUUGGAACUUCAAAAGAAGUAAUCCUAUGGGAAAUGAAAAUACACAAUCAGAGACUAAAACAAGGAUAAGCAUAUCUAAACUGCAACCAAUUGUACAAAUGCUAGAUGAUGAGAUUUAUACUUAAAGUGAGAAUUCAACAGUAUCUACUGCUAAUUCAAGCGAUAUUUAUGUUGAGAACUUCUUGCCAAAGAUCUUCAGACUUGGUUCAACUCAGCAGUCUUAUCCUAUGGAACUUCAACCACUUACCUAUAUAUCAGCUUAUUACUCUUGCCAGCUUACCCUGAAUAAGAUCCCAGGAUAGAGAGGCGGUUUCUAUUGGACUUAUAGCAUCCCUGACUCUGAAUAGGCAGGAAUAUUCCAAACUAAGGCUCAUCCAAAGUAAAUGCUCAAGUAAAAUGCAGAAGUAACUCCUGCACUCAAGCAUCCUAAUUAGCAGUACAAUGAGACCAUGCUACUAGACCCAAAUAACUUAGUUAUAAUCUCUUACAACGAGGAAGUCAUUGGCAGUCUAUUCGGUAGUGCCUUCCAACUUUCAGUAGUCGGUCUCUAUGCCACAAUCGUGGUCGCUAUUGGUCGUUUCCUAAGACUAAUCUUUGACAGAAUCUCUUAAAGAGUCAUAUACGAGGAAAUGGAUGAUAUUGAGUAGCUGUUUGAGAUAUGCGAGGGUAUAUUCAUUGCUUAGCUAGAAGGAGAUUUGGUUCGAGAGAAAAAGCUAUAUGAUUUGCUGAUCAAGAUGUACCGAAGCCCUGAAACUCUGAUCAAGAUCACCGAGCCUAAGGCCAAGAAUAAUCAAAAGAGAAAGAACAACACUCUCACUUAGCAUUUGCAAAGAGAAAACAGCAUGCAGUAACUACAGAUGUUAAAUACUAAUCAGUAGUGA